Molecule: messenger RNA, 5355 nt
Organism: Pecten maximus
Lineage: Eukaryota; Metazoa; Mollusca; Bivalvia; Pectinida; Pectinidae
Product: NAD-dependent protein deacetylase sirtuin-2-like
Exons: 16
Coding region: 301-1710 (469 amino acids)
Molecular function (GO): NAD+ binding
Source: RefSeq, a predicted model, not a curated record
GAUCUAUGAAAAAAAUGUUUAUCAUUUAUUGUUGUCCUGAGUGAUGUAGAAUCUACCUAACUAGCUUAGUUUUACCACAGUUAAUUCGGUGACCUAUAAAUACGUCGAUGAUGUCAUUAGUCUAAACUUAGAGACUGAAGGGUUUUUUUUCGGUCAAGACUUGACUAUCGUCAUUUAUUGUGACUAGGCCUACUAACCCCGUAAGGAUUUAACUUUCAUUUUUGUCACUUGGCACGUGACACUUCAGUACCUACUGUUAUCGCCAGUCGUAGCCUCACAGGCAGUGGAAUCGAUCCCGGAAUGGCAUCAAAUUCAGAAGAAGAUGUGGAUAAAAAGCAAAAAAAACGGAUCUCAUUCGGUGAUGUACAAACAUUAGAAUAUGAACCCAUUGUUGGGGAAGUAGAAGAGAAAAAACAAGUUAAAGAAGAAUCAGCAGAGGAAGUACAGGAACGUCGAGAAUGGCUAAUGGAUAUGAUGAAACUGUCUCUUGGUUUGGGGCCCUCACCAGAACAGGUGUUAGAAACGCUGGACAUGGAUGGUGUUGUCAAUUACAUUAAAAGUGGAAAGUGUAAGAAGAUCAUCACGAUGGCAGGAGCCGGCAUUUCAACAGCGGCGGGUAUUCCGGAUUUCAGGUCCCCAAAUACAGGCCUUUAUGACAACCUACAAAAGUACAACCUUCCUCAUCCACAGGCUGUGUUCGAUAUUGGAUAUUUCUGGAAAAAUCCGGAGCCAUUUUUUCUUCUUGCCAAAGAGCUAUGGCCAGGUGUGUUCAAGCCAACCCCUUGUCACUACUUCAUCAAGAUGCUUGCUGACAAAGGCCUGUUGCUACGUCAUUAUACCCAGAACAUUGACACCCUUGAAAGUCAAGCAGGGCUUGACCCAGAGAAAUUAGUCGAGGCUCAUGGAAGUUUCCGCACAGCUCACUGCCUUAUUUGUGAAAAGGAAUACAGCAAAGAUUUUAUAGAAGAAAAGGUAUUUGCUGGGGAAGUACCUAAGUGUGAUGUGCCUGGUUGUGAAGAUAACAUUGUGAAACCGGAUAUUGUAUUCUUUGGAGAGUCUCUCCCCAGCAGAUUUGGAGAAUUGGUAAAUGGGGACAUGAAGGAAUGUGACUUACUACUGAUCUUGGGUACAUCUUUAGUGGUGCAGCCAUUUGCAGCUCUUCCCAACAGAACUCAGCAUCAUACUCCGAGGAUGUACAUCAAUUUAGAGAAGACUGGAUCAGGGCCAAGCAAUCCUAUCACCAUGCUAAUGUUUGGAGGAGGCUUCAAGUUUGAUGAUGAAGACAAUUACAGAGAUGUGUUUUGGCAAGGGACUUGUGAUGAAGGUUGUCUCCUCAUGGCAGAGAAGCUGGGAUGGAAGGAAGAACUACAAGAGAUGGUGGAAACAGAACAUGCAAAGAUUGACAAGAAUGCAAAGCUUCUAAAAGCGAAAUCUAAAAGUCUGGAGAGUGAGAAACAGAAGGAAGAAAAGCUGGGGGGAAAUACAGAGGAUCAAUCCAAAACUGUGGAAGCCAAGGAGUCUACUGCUGAGGAGUCCUCAUCAAAUACUCAUGUCCCAAAAACUAACAUUCCAAAGUCGCCCGUAACAAAAUCUCCAGUUACUGGUGCACGUUCAAAAUCCUCUGCUACUAGUAAUUCUUCAAAAUCUCCUGUCACGAGAGGGCCUCCAAAGUCCCCAAGCUUAAGUAAAACUAAGCUGAAGAAAAGCUAGGGGUACAUUUUAAGGUAUUGAAUACCAUCAAAAUAAAAUUGUAGCAUUGUUGUCAAUGAAGUACUGAUUUAGUAAUCUAAUUGUAAGCAGUUUUAUCACAUGCUUUGAAGUGCCUACUGUAGAAUGUAGUUGCUGCAAUUUUGCGUAUUUGGAAGUAAAAUGAAGUAUAAACAAAAAAAGAAAGAAACAAAAAUCUAUUAAUGAGACUUGCAUCGUUUCCACUGCUAUUCCUCGUCAUUCGGGAACUGUCACGUUGCCAAGGGAAACAACUCUGAGCCAGAAAAAUGGUUUAUUCCCUUAUCUCCUGUAUAAACUUGAGAGUAUUUUCAAAUGGAUGAAAAAAUAAACAUGAAGUAAAACAAUGAUAUUGAUUGGCACAAGUACUCUUUUCACACAAGAUAUUUCCUAUAUGAUAAAUGUUAACUUUAAAACUUUAUCAGCGAUAUAUGAUAUAUAUUUGUGAUACAUGUAGGUAUGAUAGAUGAUGAUAAACUUUUUUCUUUGAAUAUGUAAUAACCUUUAAUUAAGGGCUUUUAUUGAUUUUAUUUUUAAGGUUUUUUUUUAUUGUAGCUUCUAUUCUUUGUAGAAUUUUGCCUAAAUUGUUAUAAUGUAUAGAUAUAUAUAUUUAUUUAAAAGUGCAAUUUGUUUUGUUGAAGUAUGUUUCUCAAAGAAUAGGAGUUAAAUAGCAGAGUAAUACCAAGUAUGUGUGAUUGUGAGAGCAAUGGUAAACUUAAUGAUACUAACUAACUAAUCUAAUAUAAGACAAAUGGUUUAUGAGGGCACUAGAAUAGGAUGAUGGGGAUAAUAGAUGGUCCAAAAUGUUCAUUGGGAAAAGAUCAUUUAAAUUGAUUGAUACAAUUAAGGAAUUUAGUUUGAAUUAAAAAAAAUAUAUAAAAGAUGUAUGUGUGUUAGGAAUUGAAAUAAAGAAUCAAAUUCAUAUGAAAUAUAGAGCUGUGAUGACCAUGGGGAUACAAUGGAUUAAUGUUGAAGUCUGUAUGACUGUCCACUUUACCUAAUAGUGUAAGUGAACAUACUUACCUGCAGUUUACAUUAGAACUGGGGUAACCAUCACAUAUGCAUUUUGUUAUUCUGAUAUUGUUAGAUAACUAUUCUGUUGUUUAAACCGUAUUGUGUUUAGACAAUAUGGUGUUGUUGUUUAUACAGCAUUAUAUUGUGCUGUUUAGACAGUGCUACAUUGUUUAGACAAUACCGUGUUGUUAAUACAGCGCCAUAGUGUGUUGUUUAGACAGUGCUGCAUUGUUUAGACCAGUGUUGUUGAUACAGCACAAUAGUGUGUUGUUUAGACAGUGCUGCGUUGUUUAGACAAUACCGUGUUGUUAAUACAGCGCCAUAGUGUGUUGUUUAGACAGUGCUGCAUUGUUUAGACCAUAGUGUUGUUGAUACAGCACAAUAUUGUGUUGUUUAGACAUCAUUGUGUUGUUUAGACAAUACAGUGUUGACAAUACAGCACCAUAUUGUUGUUUAGAUAGUGCUACAUUGUUUAGACAAAACAGUGUUGUUGUUUAUACAGCACAGUAUGGUGUUGUUUAGACAUCAUUGUGUUAUUUAGACAGCGUCUGCUGUUUAAACAGCGCUGCGUUGUUAAUGAUGACAUUAAAUUAUUAAUGAGAAUGUUUUAGUAUGCAUUUAUACCUUUAUCAAAAUUUAAAAUGACUGAAAGUGAAUGAGUGGUUGAUGAAUUGCAGUUGGUUCAAAAAAUAAUUACUAAUAAUGGUUGGUGAUAUGUAAUACAUUGUAUUGUCUGCUAAUAGUUGGUGAUCUUUUUUAAUACAUCAUAAAAGAAACAGAUCAGUGUGGCUUCUACAUAGUGUUAAUACCAUCACUCAGCUGACAGAGCAUGCUUCGUCAGGAAGCUGGGCCAGAGAUUAUGUCAGAGUCCCUGUUGUUUUGUGGCCAGUCCUUUCCAUCAAUCCGGGUUAGACUUGAGUGUUGCUUUAAGUACAUUUUUAAACGCCAGGCAAUGACAGGACAUAUUUCAGUAUGAUGAUAGGCUUGGCAUCAAUGUAUUAUAAUUACUGUAUUGUCUUGUCCUUUUCUGCUACAUUUUAAUAUUUGAAGAUGGAGGAAUGCUGAUAAGUAGGUUUCCCCACUUUGUACAGUUAUGUACUUGUUUUUACAGUUUGCAGCAGGCCUCUCUUGCAAUUUUGCAUAUAUUUAUUAAACUUUUGAAUAUUGGGAAAAAAAACUGCCUCACAUUAAGUAUAGCCAGUAUAUAUAGAUAUCUAGCUAUUUAUCAUUUUGAUAGUAUUUUUUUCUUACUUUUCUAGUUCUGUUUGAAAGAUAAAUCUUUAUAUACUUAAGUCAUAGGUACAUUUUCUUAUUUUUAUCCCACCAUCAUCUCAUGUUGGGCUAUUAAAUCACCCUAUAUUCAUGGUUUGUCUGUAAACAGUCCUUGUUAUCACUAUUUAUUUAAAUGUACUGGAUCUAUAUUUAUAAUGUAGGUUCCCCUAGGUCCCUGGUUGUGUAAAUUUAAUUUUGAGACUGAUCAGGAAAAGAAAAUGGCUGACAGACGGUCGUUUGAUUUUGAUAAAUGAAGAUUGUUAUUACUAUUUCUUGAAAAGUACUGGAGGGAUAUCCCUCAGACGUCAUGUAUAGGUUCCUCUUGGUCCCUAGUUGUGCCAAUUCAUUUUUGAUUUUUGAUCAGAAAAACAAAAUGGCCGAAAGACGGACAUCUUGGAUUUUGGGAAUUAAAUAACUUGAGGGAUGUUUCUAAAACUUCACAUGUAGGCUUCACUUGUUCUUGUUAUAAGAUUAUUAAGAGGAAAAGAAGAAAAAGGGGAAAAAUAGAGAGAAGAUCAGUCUGACAAACCAAUAACGAUCAUUCAAUGGUGGGCACCAAGAUCCAUCUUGGAUCUCUUUAGAUUUCCUUGUUAUCGGAUUAUUAAGAUGAAAAGAGGAAAGAAGGUUAUCUAUUACAAUAUGGAGUAGGAAUGAAUCAUUUUUGGGGAAAAGUCUGUUCUUUUUAAAAAAACCAGUUCGGACUUUUGAUGUCAAAUCUACUGUUAAGUACCUGAUGCAAGAGUUAAAAGACAUCAGUAAACUCCUUUAUAAUUGUACUAGGAUAUUGGCAAAACCUAGUUUUAUACUAUGUCUAUUUUACCUUUAAAUAUUGUAAUAUAUCCGUAUUGUUGCAAUAUAGAUUUCAUAUGGUGAAUUAGCCCCCACCCCCCCAACUCUAGUGUGAGCUAUAGUUACAUACAAUGUGAGGUGAGCUUUGUCCCGAUGAUGGUACUUUUGUUCUGAUUUGUGCGGAGAUAGAGGCUACUGUUAAUUGAUCAUUAACAUCAAGUUUCAGAUCCACAUAAAUACCUAGAUCAAUGUUGCAUGAAUUGAAUCAUCAACAAAGUCUUAUGUAAAAUAGCCUCCUCUGACAAAGAUGCUAAUGUAAAUCAUAAGAUUAAUAACAGGUGAUCAAUUUAGGCCCAUUUGGCCUCUUGUUAUUACAAGUUGGCACAGAAUUUGUAUGUGUGUCGAUGUUUAAUGAUACUGGUUAUGUUUAUGACGAAAUUGUUAUGAGAUUUGUUAUAUACAUGUACCUGUGUACUGAUUAUGAAGAUAUGGCUGUGAUUGUCUGCCUCGUUACAUAAAGGGGUGGAUAACAAUAAAAUUAUCACUCAGACAACA